AUGGCCGGUACUGACAGCUUGGAGGCGCUGCAGGGGCUUCACCAGGACUUGCUGGCUUUCACAGAGUCACGGUUGCCAACCAUUGAUCGGCUCUCUUUGGAGCUUGAGGCACGAGUAGAAGAGUUUCGGAAACUGCUCGACAGGCCGCGGAAAGAUGACAACAGUCGUCGAACGCUCGCGUCUGGAACGAUACGGCUUGACGAUGUAGAGUAUUCCGUCAACGAAGAGUUCAAGCAGGAGACUAUACAGGUCGCCGACGCCCUCGACCUUGACGAGCUAGAAUCCGCAAAACUCUAUUUGGCGGCCCAGGAAGAUGCCCAAGAACUCGACAGAUCCCCCCUCACGACCUCCAUUAUCCGCUUCCACAAGCGCAGACAAUUUCUCCUCGAAUGCUUGCGACUAGUCGUCGCGCUAUCAAUAGACGAAGACAGAGAUGAGAGCAUUCAACAGGCUUUCAAGGAGUAUGUGGAGAAAAUAGCCAGUGGGAAGAACGGCCAGCGUGAGAGUGCGUCACGGUACUGGCGAAAAUGCAUAUCUAGCCUAGGAGAGAUACGUGAAUGGUUGCAACAACUUGCGGAAAGAAUACAAAGCGCGUCGAUAAUUGGGCAAGCGCCGUCGCCGGAAAUGGCAGAGAUUUAUGACUUCCAGCGCACGAGUUUGACCAGGCAGCAUGAGUCUCUCGCCGCUAUUGCCACGGACCUUGUGAAGUGCGGCUACGCCAAUGUCGACGAUUUUCGGUUUCUACUCCCAACGCUUCAAAAACUGGACAGAUACGACCUCAUUCUGAUACACUACAUCCCGGUUCUCAUCUGUUUAAUUGACAGGAUCAUUUCUUCCAAGGACGCAUGCUCACUCCGUGACGCCCGAUCUCUGCAUGAAACCAUAACGAGGGACGGUGACUCCUGGGCUCUGAGAAAUUUCCGUGCUGCGACGGUUGUAUGGUGGCUUGCGGAGUACAGCGGGAGGUACCUCGACAACCCCGUCGGAUCACCGUUACAAGGCGUGGAUUUAGAGGCUGAGGCGGAAGGUCGUUCAGCUCUCUUCCUUGAUGCUCUCAAGGACGGCGCUUUCCACUUUAUGCUUUCCGCCACUCGGGACAUUAUGCCGCACAAAUGGGCCGAGCCAACGAAGGCCGGACUCAUGAGGAUCAUACUUCACGAAUCAUUCGCGUUACCCGCUGACACCAUUAGCGCAUCCGACCACUUCCACCUUCUGGUCAUGCAACAACUGCAAGCGUUCAUCAUAGGCUUCAUUACCAACAUGCCUGAUACGCUGCGAAAGCUCAAGGUUGACGAGGACGACCUGAGGAGGAAUGCAAUGCUGCAGUUUCAGCAAGACUCUGUAUACCAUCUGGAGCGCUUUCUGAUAAUCAUUGCUCAUGCAUUUGAGGGUUGGCCCGACGCCGCUGCACCGUUCUUGGUUGAGCCGGAAAGUAACUUGUACGGAUUUCUGCAGUGGGCCGCAAAGAGACAAACAACACCCCGUGCCGCUGCCUUCUCCGAGAUGCUACGCGCCAUUGCCGAUAGUGAGGAACUGGCGGACGCUGCGCACGGAUUUCUGCUUCAGGAAGUGGCAUCCGCCCCUGGCAAGCUGAGGCAGAAGUCCACCAUGAGCUGGACGCAGAUAUUUUCAGAGCUGCAACAUUACGCUUCAGGGACCGGAGAAAGACACUCAGCAGCUUCUACGCAUCUUUAUGUCAACGCGCAGAAUCAGGCCAAUCCCGAGGUAGAACUCGAAAGUCCCUACAUGCUAGAGUGUUAUCUGCGUCUCAUAGCGCGCUUGUGCUGGAGAAGCUCGGAUGCUCGCAACUUUAUCCUGAGCAAUCCAUCUUUCCGUCUACACGAGAUCCUCUUCCAACUUUGCGCCCGGGCCGCUGAUCCGACGGUUUGGGCAGGUGCAUUUACUGCACUGGCUUCUUUGUUGACGAACAAGACUCAGGAGAUCGGCGAAGGCCUAUGGCAUACCUUGGAUCAGUGGAUCUGUGGGUUUAGUCCGACUCAAAAUCUGCCGAGGACGAGCAAUGUACAAGUUGCGCCAGCAUGGACAGAGCAAUCCGCCCAUGAAUCUAUCUCCCGUUUUUUCGAACAAGCAAAUGCUUUCGUCACUCUUCUAAUUGCGCUGAUUACUCCGUAUCCCGACCACAUGGAUCUUAACGACGCCCUGCCUUUCCCCGAACAUCUGGGCAGUCCGUACCGAAUGCCUGGCGUUGACAGUUAUGUUGAUCUUGUGGUUGGCAAGAUCUUCGGCUCACAAUCCACUUAUGUUGAAGACGCCUUUCAGCUUCGGGUGCUCCGCUGGAACUGUCUAAACUUCGUCACCACAUGUCUUUCGACUUUCAACGAAGAUCUUGUGAUCUUCGCAAACAGAUCGAACGUUGCCGUCGACACUGCGAUUGGAGCCUCAUCGCUCCUGGAGUAUGCCCGUUUACACCCCUUUGCGCGAACUAUGGAGUGGCUGUUUAAUGAUAGAGUGCUCUCGGCACUCUUUGCGACAGCCCACAAGGACAUCACUGAAGUUCAGAAGGCAUCUCCUGAUUCGCCCCUGAUUUUGUCUCUCUUACGGAGUAUCGAGGUCAUGGGCCUCGUUAUGAAAUAUCAGGCAACGUAUCUUGACAUAAUACGCCCAUUGCUCAAGACUCAAUCGACAGCACGUAAGACUCCUGUGUCUAACAGUGCGAUAGCGUCCUUUGAAGACGCAGUGCUCAACAAUCUGGACAUCGUUGUCGAUCUGGGCCUCUACUGUGGUGCCGGUCAUCAGGACCUGACAAUAGCCUCGUUAAGACUACUGGAGACGUUGUCAUCAUCCCGGAAACUCGCUGCAUCCGCAACCGCAGGAUUUGGUCGGCGGUCUGGUCGUAGCAAAAUCAUCGGCAUUCUGGAGAAGGAUAACGAUGCUGAACGUAUAGCUAGAUUGCUAACAGCUGAGAUGCAGCUAGACCCAAGAGAACUUGAGGCAGGCCCGACGGCUCCAGGAUUCGUCAUCAAAUCGAACAUCCUUGAAUUUCUGAAUAGCUGCCUAGCAACUCUACCGAACCGUCCGACUUUAGCGCACGCGCUGCUUGGUUUCUCCUGUAACGAUACGACAGUCGAUAUCAGUGCUGACAGUCUCUUUGCAAGUGGGAGUUCGCUGUUCCAUGCAUUGUUAAGACUGGCAGCGGAAUAUCCGGACACCGAUGAGGACUCUUUUCUGUCGUGGCGGUUGAUGGUCAAGCAGGGGUGCUUAGACAUAAUAGCCAAGCUCUGGAAAUCUCCUCUGUCAUCGGUGUACACAAUGGCGGAACUGCGCUCUGCCGACUUUCUCUUCGUCCAAGCGGUGCGGCAGAUCGCUGUCACUGCCAACACGUUGUGGGAUGGUAGGGUCAUCGAUGACCCCGAGUUCCUCUUUACCGAGUCGGCAGACGCCCUCUCACAGUUUCUUCGGCAACGAGCUGCGUUUUACGAUUAUGUAGCUCGCGAACUCCGAAUGACGGUACAGAGUGGCAUGCCUUCAUUAAAAUCCCGCAUCCAAUCUACGUUGUUGGGCCUCACCGUGCUACCGGACGGGGAGCAACUGCAGAAUCCGAGUAUCUUCGACCUUUUCGACUUUGUCGAGCUGCAGGUAGGCGGCGCUUUCGCACUACCGCCUCUAAGAUUCUACGAUGGUCUCGACUUCAGCGUUUGCAGAAAAGACGAAUCAGAUUCACCGCUGUACGAUCUUCGAAGUGUUGAAGAAUUGCUUACGCUCCGUGCUAAAGAGCUUGAAAAGACUGGACGAAUCUCGACCCCGGCCGAUGAGCAUCAGUUACAAGAGGAAGCCCAGAGCAUUCUACUGUGCCUUCUCGGAGAGAACAAGCGAGCCAAGAUUUUAGCUGCAAGAGAAGAAGCCAUCAGCGCCUGGGUUCAAUUAAUGACCGUCAUGCUCGCAUGCUGCGAGUUCGAAGCGAGUAGUCAAACAGCUGUCAUCCUCCAGGCGGUUCAGAUGAUCAUUCCGAAGCUGGAGAAAUCCUUCUCUGAUGAUCCGUUCCUUGCACUACAGCUCUCCAAGCUUUCCAAAUCCCUGAUACAGAACAUAAACCUGGAGACCACUGCGAUCGAAAACAGCAAAGCGGAUGACUUCGCGAACGACAGGCUCUUCCAGUUGUUCCGAACCGCAUUGAGCGGCACAUAUUGCCUCGUGUCAAACCCAGACCUUAGAGAGAUCUGCUAUCAGGUCUGCUACCGAUAUCUGCAAGGUAUCGUGAAGGCAUCCACUAAAGGCUCGCCCCUUGCGCGUCAUUGCAUCCGUGUCGUGAAGGCGUCCGGGGAGAAGCUCUUCGAAGUGGCCUGCGAUGAUGCAUAUGCGGGGCAGGGAAACUGCAGGAUAUCUUCGUUGCAACUGCUCGAGGCGCUGGUCUCUUUGGCCGUGCAGGAGGAGUCGAAGAUCAUGAUCGAGGCUUUUGCUAAGCUCAACUUCAUUGGUGUUUUGGUGGACAGCAUCAAGACGAUCGCAACCGACCUGGCAGCCGCGAGUGCCGCUGAUGUUCCUGGUCUUUUGUCGUACUACCACGCAAGCUUGAGCCUUCUGGCGCGGAUCGCCCAGACGCGGCUGGGUGCGGCUCAUGUCCUAAAUGCCGGCCUCUUCCAGUCCGUUCAAGACUCUCAAAUCUUCUCUACUGAUCCGGACAUUGGUUUUGAAAUCGAGGAUCCAGCAGCAUUAAAGAAGUUCUUCGAGCUGAUGCUCUCCGUCCUUCGCGUCAUCGUCGCUGUAGUAAUCAGUCGAGGCGCCCAAAACAGCCAAACUAUGCAUCAAGCGAGGCAGUUUCUGAAGGACAACAGAGCGUCCAUGGUCGCGAUCUUCAAGAGACAUGCGAAGGUGGGAGGGAUCGCAGUAGAAGGCGUUGGAGAUCUGAGUGAAUUGGUGGACGCAUUCACGCUCUUAAUCUCAGCGACAGACUUUUUGGAGCACGAAGAAGCAAAGACAACGCAGAAGUCGGCCGCAAAUAUGUUCUCGUAG
Molecule: messenger RNA, 4971 nt
Organism: Coniosporium apollinis CBS 100218
Lineage: Eukaryota; Fungi; Ascomycota; Dothideomycetes
Exons: 5
Coding region: 1-4971 (1656 amino acids)
Biological process (GO): nuclear pore organization
Cellular component (GO): nuclear pore inner ring; nuclear pore
Molecular function (GO): structural constituent of nuclear pore
Source: RefSeq, a predicted model, not a curated record